AUGGAGAAGUAUCGUGGGGCGGAAGAAGAUCGAGCCAGGGCGCUGCAGCGGGUGACGAAGCUGUCCCUCCACCUGGUGGAGCCCGGCGCCGCCGGAGCGGCGGCGGAGCGGCGGCAGGUGGUGGCGGAGCCGUGCGCCAUGGCGUUGAGGGCGCCGGCGGCGGGGAAAUUUGAGGGGCUGACGUCGUACAUGCGAGAGAAGCACUGGGACCUGCAGGAGAAGGUUCUGGAGUUCUUCAACUCCAGGCCGGACCUCCAGACACCUGUGGAGAUAUCCAUGGCGGAGCACCGGGAGCUGUGCAUGCGCCAGCUCCGGGCGCUCGUCCAGGAGGCGAAUAUCCGGCCGUUCCGCCUUAUGUUGGAGGAUCCAGGGAAGUAUUUCGCCGUCACGCGGGCGAUUGGGAGCGUCGACAUGUCACUGGGGAUCAAGAUGGGGGUCCAGUACAGGUUUGAUCGAUAAUCCUCCCCCUCCUUAACCUUCUUCCUUCAUUUUCUGCAAACCUCUUGUGUGCGCUUUGAUCCGUCGAUUGCUGCGAUCUAUUGAGGUGCGAUUGUUGUCUCUGAUUGUUUUCACUGAGAAUUUUCUUCGUUGAUUGCUCCCAAUUGUCCUCGAAUUUCCGUCCCAUGUUUCUUCUUGGUCGGCUGCCUAUUUGCCCCCCUUCUUUGAAUGAAAUUGGGAAAGGAGAGAGGGAUACGAUCGCUCGUUUCAUCCAACCUCUCUGCCUGGGGAUCCGCUUUUCCCCUUGUUUCAUCGCCUGUUCUCUGCCGUUCCCAAUGCCGGUUAGUCCAUAUAUAUGACAGAAAGAUGGUGGAGCGAAUCAUUUCGUGCUCCAGAUCUUCCUCCCAUUAGCUAAUCUGCAAGGUCGCGUUAGAACAGCAAUCGGAAUCCAGUUGAGGAUUUAAUAAGCCUGAUUGAUGUUGGAGCCUUGCCUGACCUUCCAAACCCUAACGUGGCCUGCCCGCCUUCCUCCGUUCCCAUUCGAUGAACCCCCCCGUGGUCGUACCUUCCAAUAGAAUCAAGCGUUCUGGAGUUGUUAUCCUCGCGAAUCUGAUCAAACCGACCUUUCUCGGAGUCGUUAAGGGAAUUUGCGCAGAACCGAGGCCAUUGACCGGGUCCCACCCCCCGCCCAAUACUCACCGGAUAAAGUCCAUCUUGUUCCUACCACAAGUCAAUGGGAAUAGGGUCGGUGUUGCUUGAGAAUGAAGGUAAUUCAACAGGAAUGGGUUCUUCUUACAAGAGAUUCAAUGGACAAAAUCUUCAUUCUCCGCUGAAUCGUUCCAUAAGCAAUUAGAUUUGGAGUCAACGACUGCCUGUGAAGAUGAAGCUUUUGGUAUUCUUUUGGGAACUUGCCGCUGCCGGAAGCGCACGCUUGUGGGAUGAACAAGGAGGGGUAAAACCCUCCUCCUCAGAUGCAUAUUAGGUCAGAGAAAGGAUGACGAGCGCUGCGGUCUCAAGGGGUAGACGUUGACUUGUUGGAACAGCAAGGAGAUGGGAAACAGUUCAUUGAUGUUCCAUUAAUGUGACUGAUGAAACGAUCAAACUGAUUGCCUUCACAUGACUGUUCUUCGAUGUGGUCUUAUCUUUCUAUAUUUGGUAUUUUCCUACUGGUGGUGGUGGUGCUGCCCCUGCUAGAAGCUAACAUAUACCGUUUUUAUUUUUUUUCUCAGCCUCUGGGGAGGUUCGGUGAUUAACCUGGGGACGCAGAAACACAGAGACAGGUUCUUGGACGGGAUCGACAACCUGGACUACCCUGGCUGCUUCGCCAUGACAGAGCUCCACCAUGGUGAGCUCCCCUCCCUCGUCCUCGUCCUGCGACUUGGCCACCUUCGCGAAUUGGUGGUGAUGGCGGUGGGUUUCAACAGGGUCCAACGUGCAAGGGCUCCAGACGACGGCGACCUUCGACCCGGCGGCCGACGAGUUCGUCAUCAACACCCCCAACGACGGCGCCAUCAAGUGGUGGAUCGGCAACGCGGCGCUCCACGGGAAGUUCGCCACCGUCUUCGCCAGGCUGCUCCUCCCCUCCUCCGCCGGGCACGGCGGCCCCGCCGACAUGGGCAUCCACGCCUUCAUCGUCCCCAUCAGGGACCUGGCGACACACCGGUCCCUCCCCGGGGUGGAAAUCCGCGACUGCGGCCAUAAGGUGGGGCUCAACGGCGUGGACAACGGAGCUCUCAAGUUCUCCGGCGUGAGGAUCCCCCGCGACAACCUGCUCAACCGCUUCGGCGACGUCUCCAGCGACGGCAAGUACUCCAGCUCCCUCCCCACCGCUGGCAAGCGCUUCGCCGCUACCCUGGGGGAGCUUGUGGGGGGGCGGGUGGGCCUGGCCUACUCCUCUGUGAACGUCCUCAAGCUCGGCGCCACCAUCGCCGUCAGAUACUCCCUCCUCCGGCAGCAGUUCGGGCCGCCAAACCAGCCCGAAGUCUGCAUCUUGGACUACCAGUCACAGCAGCAGAAGCUCAUGCCCAUGGUGGCCUCCGCCUACGCCUUUCACUUCGCCACCCUCUUCAUGGUGGACAGGUACUCGGAGAUGAAGAAGACCCACGACGAGGAGAUCGUCGCCGACGUCCACGCCCUCUCCGCCGGCCUCAAGUCCUACAUCACCUCCUACACCGCCAAGUCCCUGAGCGUCUGCCGGGAGGCCUGCGGCGGCCAUGGCUACGCCGCCGUCAACCGCUUCGGCUCCCUGAGGAACGACCACGACAUCUUCCAGACCUUCGAGGGCGACAACACCGUCCUCCUCCAGCAGGUGAGUCAGAGCUUCUUCUUCGUCUUCGUGCUUCUUGCUUCUCUAUGCCGCUGAGAUUCGCCGGUUGCUUAUUUCGCCGCCGUUGCAGGUGGCCGGAGACCUCCUGAAGCAGUACCAGGAGAAGUUCAAGGGGACGGCGCUCGCUGUCACCUGGAACUACCUGAGGGACUCCAUGGCCACCUACCUCUCCCAGCCCAACCCCAUCACCUCCCGCUGGGAGGGAGAGGACCAUCUCAGGAACCCUAAGUUCCAGCUUGACGCCUUCAGGGUAAGCACCUCCUCCUCCUCCUCCAUCUCUCUUCUCCUUCUAGGGUUUCUUCUUCUGCUUGAAGCAAGGCCUCUGUCAUCUGCAGUAUCGGACAUCGCGGCUGCUGCAGACUGCCGCCAUGCGCCUGCGCAAGCACAGCAAGACGCUGGGGAGCUUUGGCGCCUGGAACAGAUGCCUCAACCACCUACUGACCCUCGCCGAGUCCCACAUCGAGUCCGUCAUCCUCGAGAAGUUCAUCGAGGCCGUUGACAAGUAAGAAGAAGUACCUCCAUCUCGGAGACGGUCAACUAUCCGUUGACUAUUAUUCAUAUUCAAAACAUCCAUCCCGCCAUUUAUAGCCGUUUAAUCUUUGAUCAUAUGCUUGAAAUUGUUACUAUAAAUAGCGUUUCGUGCUGUUACUUAUUGGAUUAAUUUCGGUGCCACAGCUGCCCGAACCGGAAAACCCGGGAGGUGCUGAAGCUGGUCUGCGACCUGUACGCCCUCGACAGGAUCUGGAACGACAUCGGGACUUACCGGAACGUUGACUACGUCGCCCCCAACAAGGCCAAGGUACACCCCCACCGCCCUCUCUCUCUCUCUCUCUCUCUCUCUUCUCUCUCUCCGUUGACCCACCACCGUCAGCCUCUCUCUCUCUCUCUGUUGACGAAACCCACUGAAACGCAGGCCAUCCAAAAGCUGAGGGACUAUCUCUGCUUCCAAGUGCGGGGCGUCGCCGGCCAGCUCAUCAACGCCUUUGGCAUCCCGCCGGAGGCAACGAGGGCGCCCAUCGCCAUGCAGUCGGACGCCUACUCCAGCUACACCCGCCAGGUGGGCUUCCAGGAGUACAUUCCCGCCGCCGGCGCCGCCGGCCUCUUCGAUUCCGACUAG
Messenger RNA from Spirodela intermedia, 3881 nucleotides. Lineage: Eukaryota; Viridiplantae; Streptophyta; Magnoliopsida; Alismatales; Araceae. The record is from the annotation of a GenBank genome assembly.